Messenger RNA from Leishmania mexicana MHOM/GT/2001/U1103, 1998 nucleotides. RefSeq names its product putative carboxylase. Gene Ontology annotation, cellular component: mitochondrion. NCBI's taxonomy places the organism in Eukaryota, Euglenozoa, Kinetoplastea, Trypanosomatida, Trypanosomatidae. The transcript has a single exon. The coding region runs from base 1 to 1998 and encodes 665 amino acids. The record is from RefSeq and is a predicted model, not a curated record. Gene Ontology annotation, molecular function: propionyl-CoA carboxylase activity; ATP binding; metal ion binding.
AUGCCUGCUCCGAUUUUCGAAAAGGUUCUCGUCGCCAACCGCGGCGAGAUCGCCUGUCGUGUGAUGGCGACCUGCCAGCGUCUGGGAAUCAAGACGGUGGCCGUCUACUCCACCGCCGAUGAGCAGGCCAAGCACGUGAAGGUGGCGGACGAGGGCGUCUGCAUUGGCCCCCCCGCCUCCGUGGAGAGCUACCUGUGUAUUGACAAGAUUGUGGAUGCCUGCAAGAGGACGGGCGCUCAGGCCGUUCACCCAGGCUACGGCUUCCUGUCCGAGAACGGCGAGUUUCAGUCGGCCUUGCAGAAGAACAACAUCAUCUUCGUCGGCCCAGACGCGCACUCUAUCGAGGCUAUGGGCGACAAGAUCGAGUCGAAGCGGCUUGCCCACAGUGCUGGCGUGACGUGCAUUCCCGGCUUCAUCGGCGAGGUGAAGACGCACGAGGACGUGCUGAAGUUUGCGAGAGAGGUCGGCUACCCGGUCAUGAUCAAGGCCUCCGGCGGUGGUGGUGGCAAGGGCAUGCGAGUGGCGUAUAAUGACAGUCAGUGCGUGGAGUACUACGACAUGUGCAAGGAGGAGGCCAAGGCCGCCUUCAACAGCGACAAGAUGCUCGUCGAGAAGUUCAUUGAAAACCCGCGUCACAUCGAGAUCCAGGUGAUCGCGGAUCGCAGGGGCAACACCCUGUACCUGCCAGAGCGCGAGUGCUCCAUUCAGCGCCGCAACCAGAAGGUGAUCGAGGAGGCGCCGUCCGUCCUGUUGGAUGCGAAGACCCGCAAGGCCAUGGGCGAGGAGGCUGUUGCGAUGGCGCGAGCCGUGCAGUACGUCAGCGCCGGCACGGUCGAGAACGUCGUCAACCCGCAGAAGCAGUUCUACUUCCUCGAGAUGAACACCCGCCUCCAGGUGGAGCACCCCAUCACGGAGGAGAUCACCGGCAUCGAUCUCGUGGAGCAGAUGCUCCGCGCCGCGGCGGACCUGCCGCUCAGCAUUACGCAGGACGACAUCAAGAUCAACGGCCAUGCCACGGAGUGUCGCGUGUACGCCGAGGACCCGAUGAAGAACUACUUCCCGUCCAUCGGCCGCCUCACCAUGUACCAGGAGCCGACCGGGCCCGGCGUGCGCUGUGACUCCGGCAUCAUCGAAGGGUCGCAGAUCUCCGUUUAUUACGACCCGCUCAUCUGCAAGCUGUCCACCUGGGGAAAGGACCGCACGGAGUGCAUUGAGCGUAUGGAGAAGGCGCUGGACGAGUACGUCAUUCGCGGUCUGCGCCACAACAUUUGCCUCCUGCGCGACGUUGUCACGGAGCCGCGUUACCAGAGCGGUGACCUCACCACCAACUACUUGCCGGAGCAGUACCCGAACGGCUUCAAGAAGGCGGAGCUGACCCCGGAGGAGACGCAGCUGAUGUAUGAGGCGGCCGCCUGUGCGCACCUGAAGCGCGAGCGCACUCACUACAUCCAGGGCACUGCUCCGGCGGAGCGUCAGUUCUACGUCUCUCUCGGCGCUAGGCAGGAGGACGAGAUGCCGGUGUACGUCCGGCAGCUCGAUGACUCCCACUUCGAGGUCGCCGCGUCGAAGAGCGGUCCGUUCAAGAGGCUGGAGAUGGCGUGGAGGGUCAGCUACCCGCUCAUCCGCGUGAAGGAUGGGGAGAGGGAGACGGUGCUGCAGUUCUGGGGCACCAACGAGGUGACGUACGGCAUCCAGAUGAAGGGCACCACCUUCAACGUGAAUGUAAUGAGCGACCUGCAGUCCGUGCUGGGCCACUUCGUGCCGGUUGUAGAGACCGCCGUCAAUACGAAGCAGGUUCUGUCGCCCAUGCCAGGCGUCAUUGUCGCCAUCAAGGUUCAGCCUGGGGAGACGGUGGUCGCUGGUGAGGAGCUUCUGACGCUGGAGGCCAUGAAGAUGCGCAACAAGAUCCACGCUCAGGCGGACGGCAAGGUGAAGGAGAUCAAGGUCAAGCUCGGCGCCACUGUGGAGGACAGCGAGGUGCUAGUCGAGCUUGAGUAA